CAGGUCGAUGCAUUCUCGUCAGGUUUCUCCAAGCCUCAUGCCGUGAUGCCAGAAACUACGGGCGUCACGUAUUGAAUCCUCGCGAGAACAGUUUGGUAUGGACCGCGGCCACUACAAUUGCCGCGAUUACUACAUCACGCCACAUUUCGCCGCCCCAACCAUCAGCAGUACUAUCGAAGUAACCAACGACGAGACGAGAUCGAUAAUUAGGGAUCGCCCGAGUCACCUAAGCUCAGUUAUCCGCCAUGAAUCCUUUGAUGAACUCGAGCAGCGUUCUCGCUCUCCGGCGAGUCAGCAGCCCAAAUUUCCAUUUCUACGACUCCCCCUGGAGCUGAGACAGCAGGUUUAUAACUAUCUCCUCCCGAGGACUAUUUCCAAGCCGCAAGAUGUCACGGAGGUCCUGAGUCGGAAACUCGGCUCGAUGAGCUUGUCCGAAGCGAGCUUGGACAAAGCCUGUCCGCCACGGAAUGCCACCGGCAUUGGACCAAGAGCCACGGCGAUCACCGCAUACCAUAUCAUCUGGAAGCGAGGAAACGUCAAAUUGUUAUGUGUCAACCGGCAGAUCCACGAUGAAUGUGCAGAUCUGAUUUACGGUGGGAACAACACAUUCCUCCUCAGUGUGACGUAUGCCGGUAUUAUUUUCCGCUACAGUUGGCUACUGCCUUCGGGCUUGACUCCGACGAAGCGUUAUCCAUUCCUGGAAUUGAUGCCCCAACGAUAUCUGACCCGUUUGAAUCGCGUGGUAGUGUGUGUGGAGCACGUCGACGCAUACACUGCGAUGAUCAAAUUCAACGUUGGAGCGCAGGGACUGGUGUACGGAUUGAGAGGUCAGGUGCAGAAGCUGGUUGAUGGCUUACUGUCUCCGCCAUCACCACAUCCAUUGGCGACCAACUCAGAAGAGCAUCCAGCUCCUCCCACUAACAGCGACACAGCAAAGAUUUCGGAUCACGUUGCAACCAGGAUACCGCUCGCCAAGAUGCAUGUCCGCGUCUCGACAGCGAAUUCGAUCGUUGACGAGAUGAAGCGCAAUCGCGCGCUCAACAGUGGCCGCGCUGCAGAGGAGGUCACCUUACCGAUCCAAGGCCUCGCGGAUAUGCUUCAGCCGUUGGAAGGUUUAUCCGGAGUACGGGAUGUGGCUGUCACUGGCGCUGUGCCGGAUAACCUCGCACGACGCCUCGAAGAAACCAUGAAUUCCAAUCGUGAGAUUUAUGAGGUUGGUCAUCCUGGAACGAGUUGUAAAUGUCCGAAAAGACCCUCAGCGAUGGCCGGAGCGGACUUGAGCUACCGAGGAAUUGACGGUGACGGAUUGCGAUUGUUUGCAUAUAUGAAUGAUCUGAUGUGACCUUGUAAUAGCAAGGAUAGAAUGUUAAUUUCCUCUCCAAACACAUUUAGAUUCUCAUCGUCGUCGUCGUCUCCCUCCCUGUCGUUGUUUCUGCUGUUUACCUGAUGCAUGUACUGGCAGGAUUGUCAAAGAGACGAUCGCGAGGAUGGAGAAAGAUCACAACGUGACCACUACAGUGAGAACGAUGAUACUGUCCGGUCCAUCCAUCUUUAUCAUUGUGUGGUAAGAGAGGAGAUUGUUGCAAGUUGGAAGACAUG
Molecule: messenger RNA, 1599 nt
Organism: Dissoconium aciculare CBS 342.82
Lineage: Eukaryota; Fungi; Ascomycota; Dothideomycetes; Mycosphaerellales; Dissoconiaceae
Exons: 1
Coding region: 98-1342 (414 amino acids)
Source: RefSeq, a predicted model, not a curated record